Messenger RNA from Saccostrea cuccullata (small rock oyster), 6753 nucleotides. RefSeq lists its product as uncharacterized. The transcript is spliced from 19 exons. The record is from RefSeq and is a predicted model, not a curated record. Gene Ontology annotation, cellular component: membrane. The coding region runs from base 1 to 6753 and encodes 2250 amino acids. Lineage: Eukaryota; Metazoa; Mollusca; Bivalvia; Ostreida; Ostreidae. Gene Ontology annotation, molecular function: protein binding; calcium ion binding.
AUGAACGAAGAACUUAUUGUUAAAAGUAUAGCAGCUGUGGAUGAAUGGAUAUAUUUCUACUUCAAGUCAAUUCGGUUUAAUUUUCAUUUCAUUCUCGAUUUUGGAGACGAGACAAACUACAAGCAUGAGUCAGGAACAUACUGGAAGUCGUUUUCCGACUACUUUUCCUCAUUAAGACACUCAUACUCAUCUCCUGGAAUUUACAACGUUACAUGGACAAUCUGGAAUACAAUGUAUACCGAAGUUCGGUAUAAAGUCAUAAGGGUUGAAUAUCCAAUUCCCAAUGGAAGUCUAUCCAUAUACCCAUUGACCGAGUAUAUACAAAUACCUGAUGGGAAAUCUGAACUGACUCUACAUUAUUCAUCAGAAAAACCCAACCCCACAAACGUCAGAUGCAUUUUUCAAUAUGGCGAAUGGGAAGAGACACAAUCAGUUAAUCUUACUAAUGGCAUACCAAUCUGGAAGGUUUACUUUUAUGAGUCGGCGGGACAAAAGAAUGUUAAUUUCACCUGCACAAAUGACCUAACUUCUCAAAGUGUCAAUGCUACUAUGUAUGUUGAAUCAUACAAGCUAUCUGAAUUUGAGUUUGAAUAUGAAACUCCAGUUCCCAUGAACAUGACAUUGGAACGGGUUGAGCCCACUGAGGAGUACCGUCAUUAUUACCGAUCCGUUUCUGUCCCUGUUAAUGUUACAUUUACUAUUUCUUUAAAGAAAUUUGAAAGAUUUCCAUCUGGAAUAACUGUCAUUUGGGAUUUUGGAGAUAAUUCGCCGGUGGAAGAAUUUCCCUUAGUCUCUAAAACAAGAACCCACACAUUUUUUGUCAAACGUGGAACCUAUACCAUGGCAAUUGAAAUAGGGUCUAAAUAUAAUACCCACAUAUUACAUCGCAAUAUAACAUUAGGGGUGAUUCAAUUUAGUUGUUAUCCUACAGAAUUUGACUUUAGGUACACAAACGUCACCUUUGCUGCUAAAGGUAUUCCAGGUGCUGCUAUAUAUACAUUUUAUACAGACUCCUCGUCUACGAUUUACAGGGGAUCUUCUUAUAAUGCCAUCAACAAUGUUAUGAAUGUGUCCAUAUACACAGUCGAGUAUCUUGAGUAUGGGUUUUACUUUCCAUCAGUGUAUGGUUAUGGAGAAAGAGUAUAUCUUGAUCAACCCUUGAUUGCAGAUUAUAAGUUAGAAGAUAGAUUAUAUCUUGAUGUUCGACCAUAUCCAAAUCCACUUCCACCCGGAGACAUAACAUUAAGAGUUCGCACCUUGUCUAGGGAACCCAGGCCAUACGUUACUUGUAUCUUGAAAGCGGGAGAUGCUGUCGAUCGCGAUAGUGUCUUCUACAAAACACAGAAUAUUACAAAAACACAACCAAUCCCCCGAGUGAAUCUAAGAGGACCAAAAAUAAUUCUCAGUGACACAUCAUCAAGCGCGUGUUCUGUUAAAGAGGUGUCACGUGGUGUUGGUCAGUUGGCCUCUUCAGUGUCAGAAGUAUUUGACUAUGCUCUUACGGUAACUGUGAUGGAGGGAUCCUCUCAAAACCACUUCACUCAAAUUGCAAGAUUCAAGAAAGAGGGAUCGACUGAUCUGCAGAUUAACUGCAGCUUAAAUUGCGACGACAAAGUUGCCGUUUCAUCUAAAUUGGCUUUGAUAGCUUGGUGCGCGUCGUGUAAACCAGAACACAGGGUCCAGUUUGAGUGGCAACUGUGGAAAGACGAAAGUGGAUCCGGCUUGCAGUUUUUGCCUUUGGUCACUGGGACUGAUGCUGGUAAACAAAGUUUUGUCUUACCAAAGUUCCUUUUAACACCUGGAAAUACCUACCUGGUGACUUUAUAUAUGACGGUGGACAACGAAUCAGAUAUAAGUGGGGACGUAUAUAGGAAGUUACGAACUAACGUGCCACCUACUGGAGGCGCUUGUUCUUUUAAUCAGAAAACAGACUCACUGGUUGUUCUUCUGAGUGUGCAGUGCUCAAACUGGAUCGAUCCAGACGAGGAUGAAAACGUGUUUACUUACCUUUACGAAACAGUUACAAUGAGAAACUUUACACACGGAGAAGAAAGCGUUGUCAAUUUUAUUUAUGAAGGAAACAUAACGGUAGACAUUGUGGACACUUUCAUUGAUUGUUUGGAAUAUGGCAGCAGGAGAAAUCCUCUAUCUCCGAUUGCAGUAGAAAGUUUAACAGACAUUGCUAAUGUUUAUCAUCGUGUGCUGGACAAUGUGUUGAACAAAAUGCUACCUCAGAGGCUGCAAAACUUGGAUGUAGAACUUUUAGAGGAAGAUAUUAAAGCAGAAAUUAUGUUGAACAUAAAGUUUUUCCUACAAGAAACCAGCCUCUUAAAUAAAGAUCAAGGCAACGUAACUUUUAACCAUGAAAGUAUAAACAAACAAACCAAUUUGAUUUAUCAAAUACGAGCACAUGAGCGAGAAAUUCAACUUCAGCAAAGAAAUACAGCAAGGAAAUUUAUUCCAAUUAUUAAAAAGAUCCAGGCUGUCUUUCUAAACGUAAUGCUAAAAACUAUUGCUUUGGGCGAGGGACUUCAAUUCAAUGGCAAACAUGUACUGGAAAUAGUGAUGAGAAAGACAUCCAUCAACAAUCUUGCAAAUAUCCAUGAUGAGUUUUUUGCUGGGGUCCAAGAAGUGAAUGGAUCAGACACCCAUGUCUCUUACCUUAAAUUAUCGGUAACUAACUUCUUAAGGAAUCCCUACAUCUAUGGAGAAAACGCGUCCAAGGCAAUCUCUUCAGUUCCGGUCAUAGAUAUCCCACAAAACAUAUCUGUGGACUCCAAUAUUCCGAAUAAAGGAAACCUGGAAUUUAAGAGAUAUAUUCCUCUCAUCAAUCCACAAUAUUCAGAACAGAUGAUUUAUUUUGCUUUUGAAAUGACAAAUGAUGAAGAUGCAGGAAUUAUUUACAUAAAACCUGAUGGAUUUGACUUCUUAGCCCAUCAGAAGGUGCCAUUGUAUUCGUUUUAUUUUAGUUCGGCUACAUUUCCAACAUCUAGUGUGUUUGGAUUAAAGAAGGUGCUGGGUGUCAGGGAUUGGACAAAAUAUGGAUUUAAAGUGUUUCUUCCAGGGGAUAUAUGUGGAAAAGGGCUUUGCUAUCUAGGCAUAAAACCCCUCACAGCCCCCGAUCCAGAUGAUUUCUCUGGUUCAAGAAAAAGACGAGCUGUUGAACCUCAAACAACAAUCGGGCCACCAGAGAACAGGACCUUGUUUGUUAACGCUUCGGAUUUUGUCCCAGUUGAAGCAAACUUUAGCAUGAUAUUCACAACUACGGGAUGUCGAACCUGGAAAAACGGAAACAACUCGUGGACGAUGGAAGGGUGUCAGGUGUUGCCAAUGAGUGAUUUGAACAACACGGUCUGUCGAUGUGUUGGAGAUACAUUUUCCACCUCCUUUUAUGUACCACCUAAUGCGAUUAAUUUUCUGACAGUUUGGGGUAAAUUUGACGCCUCCAAUGCUACAGUGUAUGGUGCACUGGUUGUAGUCUUUGUUAUUUAUAUAAUACUGCUUAUUGUGCUUCGAAGACAGGACAAAAAGGACCAAAACAGGAGUAAGGUAGCCUUUCUCUGUGACCACAACACAACGCACACAUACUUCUAUUUGAUAAGUGUAUACACUGGAUUCCGGAGAAGAGCGGGUACUAAGUCUAAUGUAUAUUUCAUACUCACUGGUGAUGAUGAUGAUUCAGGAAUUCGUUUUCUAAAUGACGGAUUUCAAGAGGGAUUUUCGACAUCAAGUGUCAACAUGUACUUCUUUGGAACCAAUGAACCCCUAGGAGAUUUAAGAUACAUUCGGAUAUGGCAUGACAAUUCUGGUCCACCUGGUUUCAAAAGUUGGUUUUUAAGCAAGAUCAUUAUUGAAAACUUAGAACAGAAAGAAAGAUAUACAUUCCAUUGCAACAAAUGGUUGGGUAUUGAUGAUGAAGACUGUAUGCUGGAUCGAAUAAUUCCAGUAUCAUCGCCAGACAAACUUUCUUACAGUGAUCGUAUUUCCGUCGAAGCUCAAUCCCAAAUGCCUGUGUAUCAUUUAUGGCUUUCUCUGCUUUAUCGUCCCCAGCUAGGCAAAUUCACACGUGUUCAAAGACUUUCAUGCUUAGUGGCACUUCUCUGUCUUACUAUGAUAUCAAACGCCAUAUUCUUUCAAUCGUCCGAUGAAAAUCAAAAUGUUGAGGAAGUGAAUUUCGGAAUAUUGAGAUUGUCAUUCGGUACAGUCUAUGUAUCAUGUAUUGGAAUGCUUAUCUCAACUCCCCCUGUUACUUUUGCUGCCUUUGUAUUUCGAAAUACUAAAAACUCUAAGUCUGCUGCACAUAAGAUCGCCAAUUCAAAAGAACAAUCCAGUGAUAAAUCAUUUUCAAAUCUUGAUGGCGAUGUGUUCACUCCAAGUAAAGGCACUUUGCCACGUUGGGUGUUUUAUGUAGCAUGGGUCAGUGUUGUUUUGGCUAUCCUUUCAUCGAGCUUUUUCCUCAUCCUCUACAGUAUGGAGUGGGGCAAAUCAAAAUCAAAUGAGUGGCUUUCAUCACUUGCCUUCUCAAUUUUGGAAUCAUUCAUUGUUUUCGAUCCGAUAAAGGUUCUAUUUUUCGCCAUUAUUUGUUCGACUGUUUUUAAAAGUUUGAUGAUGGAAGAGCUCCACAAAGUUAAUGUAGAAAAUUUGCGAUUGACGUCGAAGAGUACUAAUGUAUCACAAAGAACAACCUUUUCAGACUUAGCCAACAAAGUUUUACCAAAAUGUGAUACAUUUUCCAAGGAAGAAAUCAACAAAUUGAGAAAGAAAUGUCGCGAGGAAACUCAAGCUAGAUCAGCGCUGACCAGUCUGGUCGUGUUCAUCCUAUACAUUCUUGCAAUCUAUGGAAUCAGCUUCACCCAGCGUGAUCAGCGUUCUUUGAGCAUGAAGCAAAACCUUGAUAAUCAUUUACUUUUAGGAAGUCACGGUUUCUCUUCAUUAAAAGGUAGAAAGGAUUUCAUAAGCUGGAUGAAUGAGACGUUUAUUCCAACGUAUUACCCCAAUGCAAGUUAUGCAGGAAAACCAUUGACAGUUUUGGAUCGUCAAUGGUUCAAAGAUAUGGCCAGUAUCCGGGUUGGGCCAGCACGUCUCCGCCAGGUUCGCAUGAAAACAGGCACAUGUCCCUACUCCUAUUUACCGUGGUCUUACCCUUGCGUGGACAGUUACUCAGAAACCGAGGAGGACAAAAAUUCAUAUUGUCUACGAUGGAAACCGUACAAUGACACCAUUUGUGGAAGCGAACUUUACAAAAGUAGGUUCUACACUGCCGAGGCCUGGAGGUACACGGACGCCGUUGAAAUCUGGGGGAUGUCCAGGAUGGGAGAAUAUAAAACUUACAGUGGAGGGGGGUAUAUUCUUAAAUUUGUGAAAGACAAAGUGAAUGCUCACUUAUUACUCAAGGAACUUUUGGACAAUAACUGGAUUGAUAGAAAGACACGUGCAAUAUUUGUUGAGUUUACGAUAUACAAUCCAAAUGUCAAUCUUUUUACAUAUUCCAUGUACUUAGUGGAGUUUUCUGAAGUAGGCAGUGCUUUUACGUGGACUGACACUCAAGCAUUUAAACCUGUAUUAAAUUUAUCAUCACUAGGCUUCACUAUUGUGAUGUGCUAUGUGUUUUUUCUCUUCUAUUACAUUUUCAUGCUUUUCAAAAUAAUUUUGCAGUGUAGGGAAAUUGGCUGUAUACGUUUUAUCAAAGAACCAUGGAAUUUUGUUGACUGUCUGUGUACAUUCCUUGCUUAUUCUUGUCUUGUUGCGUUUAUAUUACGGAUGAAAUACACAAAUACGGCAAUGGAUAUGUUUUAUGACGAUAAAUUGACAGGUGCCAAUCGGUUCAUUAACUAUGGACAUAUCGUGAUGUGGGAUAAUGCCUUCAACGUCCUUUUUGCAACUCUUCUCUUUGUAUCUACAAUACAAAUUCUGAAAAUUCUCGGAUACAACAAACGAUUCACUGAGGUCAUCUCGGUGAUUUCAAAUGUGGGAAAGGAUUUAUUGGCUUUUGGUGCACUCUUGUUGAUUUUAUUCGUUUCUUUUGUUCUUUACGCCUAUCUUCUCUUUGGUUCAAAAUUAGAAAGCUACAAAUCAAUUUAUCAGACUUGUGGAAGUCUAGCCAACACCUUCAUCGGUAAGAAUAAGCUUGACCCCCUGAUUGUUGCAGCACCAUUAUCAGCCCAAUUCUUUUAUUCAGUUUACGUUUUAUGUGUUAUAAUGUUCAUGUUGACCAUCUUUAUGGCAAUCCUGAACACCAGUAUUUCGGCAGUGAGGGCAGAAACAGUAGCAUCAGCUGCAAAAAUUGGAAUGCUAGACAUCGUGAAGAAAUUUGUCAAAAACAUUCUGGAAGUUUUUCAAAAACCAAGAAAGAGCAGUAGAGUUAAUCGGAAACAAGAACAUAGUGCCAAUGAAGAAAUCAAUGCCGCGAAUGUUUUGGGACUAGUCCGUGAAAUUGUAUGCGUAUAUGGGAAUAUUGAAACUAAGCUUAGUAAUAAAAAAUACUCUGUGGAAGAUUAUCAACGCUCUCUGCUGUCACCAACCAGCCGACCCACUUUUUGCAAAGUGAAGAACCGAUAUAAUGAAAUAUUUGAUCAAAAGCAUCCUACUGAACAUCUAGAAAUGAAAGAAAAGGGUGCUUCAAGAGAGACCUUUCGUCAAGUAAUGUCCCGAAUGUCAUACGUAUCUGCGUCAAAUGUUGAAAUGCACAUACCGUUAUGCGAUUCAGACGAAAUCGACGCUCAAAGAGAAAGAUAUCAAUUUACAAUAUUUUGA